AAAACACGCAACCGCACAGACGAAUCUUCUUCACUCAGCGUUGAUAAACAAAACUCGAUUUAUUCCACGUAAUCCGUAAUUUUCGGGUCUGAUUCUUGCUCAAAUUUUGCCACUUUUCGGCGUGAAGUAAUGUAAAAAGCGCGUUCGUUAAAAUGAUGCGCUUCUGGUUCCGGUCGUAGCAAGUCUAGUGCGCUUUGUGGGUCUAGACGAGAGGUUUGCACCAGUUAAUUAGGGGGGGAAUUUUCUACUUCGCACAUUAGAUUAGAGGAAAUUUGGCCCCACGUUAGAUUCGAAUAGUCGGGCGUUGAACGAUGCGUCCGCGGAAAACGUUUCUCAUUGCGGCAGUCCUGGUCGGAUGGAUUUUCACGACGUACUUAAUUUUCCUGAAAAACUUCAAGGAUUCCGACCCGAAAAAGGACCACGAAAUGAUGCAGAAGAUUCGAUUUUUGGAAAAGACCAUCCAAUUGGAGGAGAACAGUCGGGAUAAACUGUACCGUGAGAUAAUCAACAUUCUGCAAAAGGAGGACAAGACGACCAGCACAGAGGCGGUGCCGUUGAAGGGCAACGGGGACGCGGAAGAACAGCCACCUCAGAUUCCGGUGGCGGAGUUUCCGCCGCGACCCGAGGCUGAGGUGAUUCUCAGCAAGUUUGAGCAUAAGUUCAUCGACGGUGACGUGAACAAUCCGGUCAUUCCGGUGCUGGUGUUUGCCUGCAAUCGACUGUCGGUGAACAAGUGCCUGGACGAUUUGAUCCGGUACCGACCUCGGGCGGACCAGUUCCCGAUCAUCGUAUCGCAGGACUGCGAUGAUGAGGCCACCCGCAGCAUGAUUCUUUCCUACAAGGAAAACGUAACGCUGAUUCGCCAGCCGGACCAAUCGGACGUGACGGUUCUGCCGAAGGAGAAAAAGUACAAAGGCUACUACAAAAUCUCCCGCCACUACGGGUGGGCGCUGAAAACGGUCUUCAAGCAGGGCUUUGAAUCGAUCAUCAUCGUCGAGGACGAUCUGAGCAUUGCGCCGGACUUUUACGAAUACUUCCUCGGCACGUAUCCUAUCUUGAAGAAGGACCGCUCGCUGUGGUGCACAUCGGCGUGGAACGACAACGGCAAGGAGGGCCUGAUCGACGGGGCGGCCAGCGAGCUGCUGUACCGGUCGGAUUUUCCCGGGCUCGGCUGGAUGAUGACCAAGGAGCUGUGGAACGAGCUGGCGCCCAAGUGGCCGAGGGCCUUCUGGGACGACUGGAUUAGACAACCGGAACAGCGCAAAGAACGCGCCUGCAUUCGCCCGGAACUGCCGAGGACGCGAACUUUUGGCAAAGUUGGAGUUUCAAAUGGCCUGUUCUUCGAUAAGCAUUUAAAGUUCAUCAAGCUGAGUGAAGAUUUUGUCACUUUUACUAAGAUGAACCUGACGUAUUUACAAAAAUCCGUUUACGACGAAAUGUUCCUUAACACGGUCUACCAGAGCGACGUGGUCACGCUGGACGAGCUGAAGCGGGGCCUGGUGAAGACGAAGAACCCCGUUCGGAUUACGUACCUCACCAAAGAGCAGUACAAACGCGCCACCAAGAGUCUGGGCUUGAUGGAUGAUUUUAAGUGGAGUCCCCGCACGGCGUACCUCGGCGUCGUUUCGUUCUUCUACAACGGGCAGCGGGUCUACCUGGCGCCAAACACCAACUGGAAGGGCUACGAUCUCACCUGGAGUUAA
Molecule: messenger RNA, 1703 nt
Organism: Culex quinquefasciatus (southern house mosquito)
Lineage: Eukaryota; Metazoa; Arthropoda; Insecta; Diptera; Culicidae
Product: alpha-1,3-mannosyl-glycoprotein 2-beta-N-acetylglucosaminyltransferase
Biological process (GO): protein N-linked glycosylation
Cellular component (GO): Golgi apparatus
Molecular function (GO): alpha-1,3-mannosylglycoprotein 2-beta-N-acetylglucosaminyltransferase activity
Source: RefSeq, a predicted model, not a curated record